Molecule: messenger RNA, 3902 nt
Organism: Kogia breviceps (pygmy sperm whale)
Lineage: Eukaryota; Metazoa; Chordata; Mammalia; Artiodactyla; Physeteridae
Gene: ATP8B4
Product: ATPase phospholipid transporting 8B4 (putative)
Biological process (GO): phospholipid translocation; Golgi organization
Cellular component (GO): plasma membrane; trans-Golgi network
Molecular function (GO): magnesium ion binding; ATPase-coupled intramembrane lipid carrier activity; ATP binding
Source: RefSeq, a predicted model, not a curated record
GAAUUAUUACCUCUAUUUUACAGAUUCGGGGAUUGAAUCUUAGGAAGGGCCAGCUGUUGAGGCCUGGUGAAAAAAAAUCAGGUGCAAUAAUGUUCUGCAGUAAAAAGAAAUCACUUGAAGUGGAACGGAUAGUAAAAGCCAAUGACCGUGAAUAUAAUGAGAAGUUCCAGUACACAGAUAAUCGUAUCCACACAUGCAAGUACAACAUUCUCACCUUCUUGCCCAUUAAUUUAUUUGAACAGUUUCAAAGAGUGGCAAAUGUGUAUUUCCUUUUCCUUCUGAUUUUACAGCUGAUUCCAGAAAUUUCCUCCUUGACCUGGUUUACCACCAUUGUACCUUUGGUCCUGGUGGUAACUAUGACAGCUGUCAAAGAUGCCACAGAUGAUUAUUUUCGCCACAAGAGUGAUAAUCAAGUGAAUAAUCGGCAAUCUGAAGUGCUCAUUGACAGCAAACUGCAGAAUGAAAAAUGGAUGAAUGUCAAAGUGGGAGACAUCAUUAAAUUAGAAAAUAACCAAUUUGUUGCUGCUGAUCUGCUUCUCCUAUCAAGUAGUGAGCCACAUGGCCUCUGUUAUAUUGAAACUGCUGAGCUUGAUGGGGAAACGAACCUUAAAGUGCGCCAUGCGCUAUCAGUUACCUCAGAACUUGGAGCAGAUAUUAGCAGACUUGCAAAGUUUGAUGGGAUUGUUGUCUGUGAGGCACCUAACAACAAACUAGAUAAAUUCACUGGAGUCCUCUCUUGGAAGUGCAGCAAGCACUCCCUCAACAAUGAAAAGAUAAUCCUGAGGGGCUGUGUCCUGAGGAAUACCAGCUGGUGUUUUGGAAUGGUUAUUUUUGCAGGUCCUGAUACUAAACUAAUGCAGAACAGUGGUAAGACAAAGUUUAAGAGGACAAGCAUUGAUAGAUUGAUGAAUACUCUAGUAUUAUGGAUUUUUGGGUUUCUGAUAUGCUUGGCAAUUAUUCUUGCAAUAGGAAAUUCAGUCUGGGAGAAUCAAGUUGGGAACCAAUUCAGAACUUUCGUCUUUCGGAAUGAAGGAGAGAACUCUGUGUUCUCAGGAUUCUUAACAUUCUGGUCAUAUAUUAUUAUUCUCAACACAGUUGUACCAAUUUCUUUAUAUGUGAGUGUGGAAGUAAUUCGUCUGGGACACAGUUAUUUUAUAAACUGGGAUCGGAAGAUGUAUUACUCUGGGAAGGCAACACCUGCUCAAGCUCGGACGACAACGCUCAAUGAGGAGCUAGGCCAGAUUGAAUAUGUUUUCUCUGACAAAACGGGUACCCUCACUGAAAACAUCAUGACUUUUAAAAAAUGUUCCAUUAAUGGGAGAAUCUACGGUGAAGUACAUGAUGUCCUGGGUCAGAAGACAGAAAUGACUAAGAAGAAAGAGGCUAUGGGUUUCUCAGUCAACCCCCAAGCAGACAGAACAUUUCAAUUUUUUGACCACCAUCUGAUGGAAUCCAUUAAAAUGGGUGAUCCCAAAGUGCAUGAAUUCCUUAGAUUACUUGCACUCUGCCACACCGUAAUGUCAGAGGAAAAUAGUGCCGGAGAGAUGAUUUACCAAGUUCAGUCACCUGAUGAAGGGGCUCUAGUAACUGCUGCAAAAAAUUUGGGGUUCAUUUUUAAGUCUCGGACCCCAGAAACAAUAACAAUAGAAGAAUUGGGAACACUAGUUACUUAUCAAUUGCUUGCCUUUUUGGAUUUCAACAAUUUCAGAAAAAGGAUGUCUGUCAUAGUUCGAAACCCAGAAGGACAGAUAAAGCUUUAUUCCAAAGGAGCAGACACUAUUCUGUUUGAAAGACUUCAUACAUCCAACGAAGACCUCCGGACUUUGACGUCAGACCAUCUCAGUGAAUUUGCAGGAGAAGGCCUUCGAACCUUGGCCAUCGCAUACAGAGAUCUGGAUGACAAGUACUUCAAAGAGUGGCAUAAGAUGCUUGAAGAUGCAAACGCUGCCAUAGAUGAGAGGGAUGAACGGAUAGCAGGGCUGUAUGAAGAAAUCGAAAGGGAUUUGAUGCUACUAGGUGCCACUGCUGUAGAAGAUAAGUUACAAGAGGGUGUUAUUGAAACGGUUACAAGCUUAUCACUAGCCAAUAUUAAGAUCUGGGUCCUAACAGGAGACAAACAAGAAACUGCCAUCAAUAUUGGCUAUGCCUGCAACCUGCUGACUGAUGAUAUGAAUGAUGUGUUCAUCAUAGCAGGGAACACAGCCAUGGAGGUCAGAGAAGAACUCAGGAAAGCAAAGGAAAAUUUGUUUGGACAAAACAGAAGUUUUUCCAAUGGCCAUGUAGAUUUUGAAAAAAAGCAGCCGCUGGAGUUGGACUCAGUUGUAGAAGAAACCGUAACAGGGGAUUAUGCCUUAAUCAUAAAUGGCCACAGUUUGGCCCAUGCUCUAGAAAGUGAUGUCAAGAACGAUCUUCUAGAACUUGCCUGCAUGUGUAAGACUGUGGUUUGCUGCCGAGUAACCCCUCUCCAGAAAGCUCAAGUAGUAGAGCUGGUGAAGAAGCACAGAAAUGCUAUCACUUUGGCCAUAGGCGAUGGAGCCAAUGACGUCAGCAUGAUCAAAAGUGCUCACAUUGGUGUCGGCAUCAGCGGCCAGGAAGGACUGCAGGCAGUCCUAGCCAGCGACUACGCAUUUGCACAGUUUAGAUACCUCCAAAGGCUUCUCCUUGUUCAUGGAAGGUGGUCCUAUUUCCGAAUGUGCAAAUUCUUAUGCUAUUUCUUCUAUAAGAAUUUUGCAUUCACACUUGUGCAUUUCUGGUUUGGUUUCUUCUGCGGUUUCUCAGCCCAGACUGUCUAUGACCAGUGGUUCAUUACCCUUUUUAACAUUGUCUACACAUCACUGCCUGUUUUAGCCAUGGGGAUUUUUGACCAGGAUGUUAAUGACCAGAAUAGCAUGGAUUGUCCCCAGCUCUACAGACCUGGACAGCUGAAUCUACUUUUUAACAAGCAUAAAUUUUUUAUCUGCGUGGCACAUGGAAUCUACACCUCAUUAGCCCUUUUCUUCAUCCCGUAUGGGGCCUUUUACAAUGUGGCUGGAGAAGAUGGACAGCACAUUGCAGACUAUCAGUCUUUUGCAGUGACCAUGGCCACGUCUUUGGUCAUUGUGGUCAGUGUCCAGAUAGCCUUGGAUACCAGUUACUGGACUAUCAUUAAUCAUGUCUUCAUCUGGGGCAGCAUUGCCACUUAUUUCUCCAUUUUAUUUACCAUGUACAGUAAUGGCCUCUUUGGCAUCUUCCCAAGACAGUUGCCAUUUGUUGGAAAUGCACGACAUUCCUUGACCCAGAAGUGCAUCUGGCUUGUUAUUCUCUUAACGACAGUGGCUUCAGCUAUGCCUGUGGUGGCAUUCAGAUUUUUGAAGGUGGAUUUAUUCCCAACCCUGAGUGAUCAGAUCCGCCAGUGGCAGAAGGCACAAAAGAAGGCAAGACCCCUGCGUAGCCGAAAGCCUCAGACUAGGAGAUCAAGCUCGAGAAGAUCUGGAUAUGCUUUUGCUCACCAAGAGGGCUACGGAGAGCUUAUCACAUCUGGAAAAAAUAUGCGAGCUAAAAAUCCACCCCCAACAUCAGGGUUGGAAAAGACACUGUAUAAUAGCACUAGCUGGAUUGAAAAUUUAUGUAAGAAAACCACAGACACAGUGAGCAGCCUUAGCCUGGAUAAAACAGUGAAACUGUGAGUCAAGAUGAAUUUGAACCACACAGUUAUCUUUUUACUUAGGCUGGAGCUGAAAUUAGCUGGCUCCAGAGUUUAAGAUCAGGGGCUACGGGUGGGGCAGAUGGCCUCGCUUAACCUAAAUCUGUGUCAGACAGUGGCCAGUGCCAUCCAAUAGAGAUGUGCUCUACUGAAAACCAGGUCAGAGGUCACUGUCCAAUUCAUGAGUUGGUGGACAAAACCCUCACAAUACCAGCACAGG